AUCAUCCAGAACCGGCCACUCGGCACCAGGCCAUCCUGCGUGGUCUGGAGGCCUUGGGCGAGGCGCACUUGGACCAUCCUGUGCUCCAACGUGCUGUGGGGUCGAAAUUCCUGCCGCAGCGACUGCGCGAGCGCUGGCAAGCCCUGGGUAUUGGAAAUGAGCACGCGAGCAAUGCUUCCAGUGCGGAAGAUUCGGCGGAGACCCGCAAGAGGCUCCGAAUGGAAGCGAUGCGGCAGCGUCAACAGGCUCUGAUGCGACGAAUGCAGCAACAGCAAAGUCAAGCUGUUGCUGCAAUGGACGAGGCCACACAAGGAGCUCUCAACGACGAGACUGAGGCAGAGGACACCGGCGCAUUGUGGCAGUGCGCCACCUGCCGCGAAGCCGGAACGCCGGAGAAUCCACUUGCCAUGCUGGCCUCGGUUGUGCCGUGGCAAUCCAAAUCCAGUCAUCGAGGUGGCCUUCCAGGCUACGCUCGCUUUACUUCCUGUCGACAUCUUGUGCAUGUGAGCUGUGGACUGGCGCAUGCAGAGGAUGUCAGAAAUCAGGCAGGUCGAUCGCUUUUCUUUUUCGUCGACGCGGCCGGUGGCGAGUUUCCUUGCCCCAUGUGCCGAUCUGUGGCAAACUGCUUGAUCCCCUGCCUCCCUGACGAGGAGUUCCUCGACUCCGGGGAUGCAUCUUGGCAACCGGAGGUCACGCACUCAGCCUCGGCUCCCAGCCGAGUGCGGCCGCCACUUCCCGCCUUGCAGUCUGCUCUGCGUGCAUGCACGCGACGGGCGAGCAGGGCAGAAGCGGAGGCUAGCUUCGAGCAGAAUGAAGGCCAGCUCGACGACAGCCAAGGAGCAGCGCUGUCCGUGCCGUUGCUUCGCGCAGCUGCCGCGGAGCUGCGGGCAGCAGCAGCUCUGUUCCCCUUGCAGCUGAUGGACGAAGGGCCCCCUACGCCGCUCUACGCGGCGCUCUUCAGGUCGGCCGCUGUGCUGAGGUCCGGUGCUGCAACGGUGGCGCCAAAGCUCGAGGACAACGGUUGGCAGUCCAAGGUUCUCGGUUGGUUGUCUUGGCCACGGGAACCGUGGUUGCUGGACUUGAAGGCGGCUUUGGCAGAUCUCGUCACCACAAAGCUUGGUGAUGAGGACGGACUCUCGCAAAGCGCUUUUGCAGAGUUGGUGGUGCUGCUGAUGAAGGUCUGUGUGCGGCAAGACGCCGCGUCAAAAGCAGGACUGGAUCCCAACCAAGAGGAGGGAAGUCCGCCACCGAAAGCCGUGUUGGAGUUCCUCAUCUUCGCCGCGUGGAUUUGUGCCGCAAUAUGGCGCCUACCAGCCCAAGAGAGGAACAGGCUUGCUUACCUACAAAGCGAGAAGCCCGGGUCCGUUGCUGUGUUGGCAACGAUGCUGAGGCUGCCGGGCCUUGCGACUUCGUUUGACAUUCGCAUGGUCCCGAUGGGAGAACUGCCAGAAGUGCCAGAGUCGUUGAAGGAAGGCUGCCGUCUCAGCGCGCUCGAUGAAAUCACCGAGUUUCCAUUUAUUGACCUGCCGGAUGCGUAUCUGGACGUCAUCAAGGACGUGCGCAAGAAGCCCUGCACUGCCUGCGGAAAGCUUCCAGCCGAGCCUGCGCUCUGUCUCCUGUGCGGAGCGAUCGUUUGUUUGGGCAGCCGCGCCUGUCGCGGGCGAAACCAGACAGAGGGCCAGUGCACAGAGCACGCACGGAGAUGUGCCUCCGGGCAGGGCCUGUUUCUGCUUCCGUAUUUGGCGCAGAUUCUUGCAGUCAGUGCUCCAGAUUGCUGUCUUUGGGAUUGCCCGUACGUCGACAGAAACGGUGAGCUGAACCCCAACCUCAAGCGGCCGUGCAUGAUGCACUUCAGGCUUGACCAGCAACGCCUGGCCAGUUUGCGGCAAACCUUUACGAAGUCUUCCAUACGACGGGAAAUCUUCCUGUACAACCAGAAGACCGGACAGUACAUUCCUCACGCCCUCUGCUUUUGCCACGAGGGAAAGAUUUUUCUCAGCGCUCAGAGCGCUGUCGCUGCAGCCAUGGCAGAGACACCUGCGAGCCUGAAGAGCACGACCCGACCCCAGGCAGACCUGGAACCACAUCUUUGUCAAGAAUGCGAGGGUAUGCCUCCAGCGCCCGAGGUGGACGGUUGGGAGGCGACGAAGCAGAUCGGCCGGACACUGGCCUCGCUGUGCGGAGGUGGCGGUGAGACAGCAACUGUUGCUACAGAGAACUUCCACGACUUGCACGCCCGGCUGAUCUCCAACGAGACCGUGAAGUUUGCAAUGUUCAAGAACAAGGUAUCCUUGGUGGUCAACGUUGCAACUCAAUGUUUGACAAAGCAAAACUACGCUGAAUUAUCUGAGAUUUGUGCCGAGCUGAAAGCUGAGCCAUUCGAAGUGCUGGCCUUCCCGUGCAAUCAGUUUGGAAAGCAGGAGAAGGGUUCGCCGGAGCAGAUUUCAAACUUCGUCGCAGGUAAGCUGUCGGAUGCAAACUACACCCUUUUCGAGAAGGUGCACGUGAACGGCCCCCACACUCAUCCGGUGUUCCACUUUUGCAGGUACAAUGCAGGAGGUACUCGACUUGGAUCAUCACGCAUGCGCCCCAUCCCAUGGAACUUUGCGAAGUUCCUCAUUGACAAAGAGGGACGCGUCGUCGAGUUUUAUAACCCGAAGAUUCCGCCCUCGGAGAUCCUGCCUGACAUUAAGGCAGUUCUCGCAGGCACCAAGCAGGGCUCACCGUCGCAGCGCCCGACAGUCGGUUCCGAUGCCCCUGAGGGCUUCUUGAUCAGUAGUCACGAGCGGCUUGCUGAGUCCAGUGUGGAUCGGUUCGAUGCGGGCGGCGGUGGGAGUGGGCAUCCCUUUCGCGCAGUGUCUUUGGUUGCUAGCGUGGCUGGCUACCUGGCGUGUCCUCAAAGUGGGGUCCCGCAGGGGGAACCAAGGACUUCCUUCAGCGAGGUCGCUGGCUCCUCCAGCGAGUUGUUGGCCGUCAAUGAUUGA
Symbiodinium sp. CCMP2456 is the source of this 2984-nucleotide messenger RNA. Lineage: Eukaryota; Dinophyceae; Suessiales; Symbiodiniaceae. The record is from the annotation of a GenBank genome assembly.